Messenger RNA from Oncorhynchus gorbuscha (pink salmon), 1729 nucleotides. RefSeq names its product clusterin-like protein 1. The record is from RefSeq and is a predicted model, not a curated record. Lineage: Eukaryota; Metazoa; Chordata; Actinopteri; Salmoniformes; Salmonidae.
GCAUGUUCCCAUCACGUGUUGUCGCUUUGCUUUCUGAUUGGUUUCUGGUAUGUAUUGAGUAAGUAAUUAGGCAUGUAUGUAGGCUACUAUGGAUGCUGGUAUGCAGGAUAUCUGUUCGCAUUGGCAAUAUCUGAUGACUGAUAUUCUGGUAUGAGAAAGAGCUGCACCUGUGAGAGUACGCCAGUGAAGAUGAGAGCACUGCUGAUUCUCACCCUCUACAUUUCAUCUCUUGGGGUCCUGCACUGUGGCCCCGACCCCUCUCCCACAGAACUGAGUGAGGAUGUUCUCCAGGGGCUGUCGAGGGAUGGUGAGCGUUAUGUUGACGAGGAGAUGAAGAGAGCCUUGUUUGGGGUGAAGCGGAUGAAGGAGGUGAUGGAGAAGAACCAAGAGAAGCAUGAACACCUCAUGAAGACCCUCAAAGAAAGUAGCGACAAGAGGAAGGGGGCAGUGCAACUGGCCACAGAGGUGGAGCUAAAGCUUCAGAAGGCGGAGGAGCAGUGCCAUGAUUCGCUAAGGACAUCAUUUAUGGAGUGUCGACCCUGCCUGGAAGACACGUGCAAGACAUUUUACACCUCCACCUGCCGGAGAGGCUUCUCCUCCUUCUCUUUCAAAGUGGAGGAGUUCUUCAGGAAGUUAUCCUCUCAACUGGAAACUCCAGACCAGGUUGUCAAUCAGAACCAAGAUAACCUGACCCAGACCCAGAACUCGGACGAUCCAGAUCUGGAGCUGGUGCGGCUGAAUGCCUCCUUCAGUCAGAUGCAAGGGAAAAUGAGCUCCCUGCACAACCGGAGCACAGAGCUGGUCAACAACAUGCACCAAGAGUUUGGCCAUGGCUUCUGGGUGGCCUUCACCACUAAGCUGAAGCCCGAGCCCCUCUCCCCCACACAGGAGUCCCCUAGUGGGGGCUUCUUCAUGGGCAUGGGCCGCCUUGGCAGCAUGGGCCUAGAUGAUGUGCUGGAGGAAGUAUAUGACUUUGGCCGGGCGGUAGUGGAAGACUUCAGCGAUGCAAUGACAGAUGUCUUGGACGAGAUGCAGGAGGCUGUAGAUGAGGAGUCUUGGCAGCAGAGAGAGUCCUUCCCUAGCUGGAGCUGGGUCCCAGUUCCAUUCCCAGACAUGUAUCUCUGUAGACAGCUCCGCAGGCAGGUAGCAGAGUGCUGGCAGCUGCAGAGACUGUGCGAGUCCUGUCAGGACACUUUGGUGAAAGAGUGUCCCAGUGUUAGGGAACUCCACUCUGCGCUGGAGGAGACCUACAUAGUGCUCAACACGUCUCGUCUGCAGUAUGAGGAGAUGCUGCAGGUGGUCCAGAAACACACGGAUGACACACGCACCUGGCUCAACGCCAUGGAGGCCAAAUAUGGCUGGGUGACGCAGCUCACCAAUGGCACCCUGGGUCCUCAGUACAUCUUCGGUGUGAGCGCGGUGAUUCUACAGGUGAGGGAUAACGGGUUUAAAGGUGACACCAGAGUGGUGUUGAACAUCCUGAACUCUCCUUCAUUAACCCUCUCCGUCCCAGCAGAGCUAGAGGUGCAGGACUCUGCCUUCAUUCAGUAUGUGGCCCAAGAGGCCCUGGCCCACUACAAACAGUCAAAGAUAUGAAGUAAUCUGAGGAUUUUGCAAGCUGUGCUAUUCAUAAGCCUCAAUUUACCAUUGUGUGUCUACCAGUUCCUUGGAAUGGAGCAUUAUGUUUAAGGUUGUAUGCAACAUUUGGUCGAGCUACGAGCUAUACUCU